Lolium rigidum is the source of this 700-nucleotide messenger RNA. RefSeq names its product probable E3 ubiquitin-protein ligase ATL44. The transcript has a single exon. The record is from RefSeq and is a predicted model, not a curated record. The coding region runs from base 101 to 700 and encodes 199 amino acids. Lineage: Eukaryota; Viridiplantae; Streptophyta; Magnoliopsida; Poales; Poaceae.
UCUUCCCUCGGCUCGGCAGCACUGGACCUAAACUGACCCCUCUCUCUACGCUCGGCUCGAUCUCAUCUCGACCUGUCCCACCGGGAACGGGAGAGCAACAAUGCCGCGCCACCUGCUGCAGGACUCUGUAGACCGCCUGACCGAGAUGGCCGCGCCGCCUUUGUCAGCAGCGAAGGCCGGCGGCGUGCACACGGACACGCUGCUGAUCCUGGCGGCGGUGCUGUGCUUCCUGCUCUGCGUCGUCGGGCUGGCCCUCGUCGCGCGCUGCUGCCGGCUCUGCAACCCCUCCGCCUUCUCCGUCGACGCAAUGGUGGCCAAGGCGCCGUGCAAGGGGAUCAAGAAGAAGGCGCUGCAGUCGCUGCCCACCGUGCUGUGGCCGGCACCGGAGCAGACGGCGGAGCGGGUGGACCACGAAGAGGAGGGGGAGGUGCCGGAGUGCGCCAUCUGCCUAGCGGAGUUCGCGAGCGGCGACGAGGUGCGCGUGCUCCCGGCCUGCGGCCACGGCUUCCACGCCGCCUGCGUCGACGCCUGGCUGCUCUCCAGCUCCACCUGCCCCUCCUGCCGCCGCGCCCUCGUCGUCGCGCCGGCGGCAGAAACCGGGUGUGCUCCUCCCCACACGUGCUGCGAGCGCCCCGACGUCGCGCCGCAGGUCUCGGCCACCGGCGCCGGCGCAUCCCGUUGCCGGUCGUCGGCGCAGUAA